UCCCCGAGGCCACGCCCACUUCCGGCUCCUGGGUCUCAGAAUGGCUGCUCUGGGAACCGUGCUCUCGAGUGUCCGGAGGCUGCACUGCGGCGUGUCGGCUCAGGCAGGCAGCCAUUGGCGACUCCGGCAGGGCAUGGCUGCCAGCCCGUCAGGCUACGGGCCGCUGACGGAGCUCCCAGACUGGUCUUUCGCCGAUGGCCGCCCUGCUCCCCCAAUGAAAGGCCAGCUUCGAAGAAAAGCCCAAAGGGAGAAGUUUGCAAGACGAGUUGUACUGCUGUCACAGGAAAUAGACGCUGGAUUACAGACAUGGGAGCUCAGGCAGAAAGAGAAGUUGCAGGAAGAAGAAAGGAAGCAGAAAAAUGCUCUUAUACCCAAAGGGGCUUCAAUACAGAGCCCACUUCCAAGUCAAUAAAAAGCAACUCCUGACCUCUUCCCCAGCCUCUCUCUGACUUUUUUCUAUCACCUGGAUGCCUCAUCCCAGGCAGAAGAGAGCCUAUAUGUUCUGUCUUCUUUUAAAAGGACUCUGAUACCAGGCAAGACAGGCUGUAAGAUCACUGUUUGGAAGGCUUGGCUCAAUGGCCUUCCUCAUCCUGUACUCCAUUCCAGUUCAGCUAAAUCUUGUUCUGCAUUUUUGGGAGGUUUUGCUUUGUUAUGGUUUGUAUUUUUUCUUGUGCUGGAGAUUGAACCCAGGGCCUUGUGCAAGCUAGCCAAGCACUCUUAACACUCCGAAUUUGCUCUGGGAUUCUUAUGCCCUCCUUUGCAGCCCAUAUGACUGGCACAAGCUAUGUGCAGUAUCU
This is a messenger RNA of Castor canadensis (American beaver), 797 nucleotides long. It is a transcript of the gene Mrpl52, whose product is annotated as mitochondrial ribosomal protein L52. Gene Ontology annotation, biological process: mitochondrial translation. Gene Ontology annotation, cellular component: mitochondrial large ribosomal subunit. NCBI's taxonomy places the organism in Eukaryota, Metazoa, Chordata, Mammalia, Rodentia, Castoridae. The record is from RefSeq and is a predicted model, not a curated record. Gene Ontology annotation, molecular function: structural constituent of ribosome.